This is a messenger RNA of Entelurus aequoreus (snake pipefish), 1196 nucleotides long. RefSeq lists its product as uncharacterized. Bases 292 to 1038 code for a protein of 248 amino acids. The transcript has 12 exons. NCBI's taxonomy places the organism in Eukaryota, Metazoa, Chordata, Actinopteri, Syngnathiformes, Syngnathidae. The record is from RefSeq and is a predicted model, not a curated record.
CGGGGACUCAGAUGAUAGCGAAGAAGACCCGGGAAAUAGUGACCUCACAUCUCUGGGGUUGACAAGCCAAUUGCACAGGCAGACUCCACCGUCUCGCCGAGUGCCAGCAAGAGUCAUGAGUACUUGUCAACUCGACUCCUCAACUGGAGAUAACUUUCUAGCACCUCACCAUGGGGAAGGAUGUAUUCAUAUGCCUUCACCAGCACCUGCAUUAAACAUGCAUAGAGUUACACAAGUUCUUACCACCUUGGGGCACCAUUCAGGGUGCCUUUUCAUCUGAUUAAAUUUAUAAUGAACAGGGACAUUGCGGUUGUCCCAAGUGGAUGGUAUGAUGAUAGGAUGGUUUUCUGGCCCAGCUAUAAAAACACCGACAGAAUUGAAAGGGCAGCUUUAAAUGAGGAGCAGCAUGAGCCAAACUGGCCAAGAUUUGACGUUUCUGUUGUCCGAACUUGUGACAACUACAAAGACGCAUUAAAAAUAAUGCAACAAUAUGGAAAGGGCUGCGACACCUCAGACCUGCAAUCUGAGGCAGAGAACGAGAAGCUGCCAGAAAAAAGGAACAGGAAGCCAGUCCAUCGUCUCGGGGACUCAGAUGAUAGCGAAGAAGACCCGGGAAAUAGUGACCUCACAUCUCUGGGGUUGACAAGCCAAUUGCACAGGCAGACUCCACCGUCUCGCCGAGUGCCAGCAAGAGUCAUGAGUACUUGUCAACUCGACUCCUCAACUGGAGAUAACUUUCUAGCACCUCACCAUGGGGAAGGAUGCAUUCAUAUGCCUUCACCAGCACCUGCAUUAAACAUGCAGAGAGUUACACAAGGAACGGCAGUCCCUCCUCGACUCCCUCCACCCCCCUCACCAGCAGCCCUCAACAUGUGGCAGACAGAGGAGCCUGGAUCCAGCCUGGCCUACAGGCCAACAUGGCGAGGGGGAAGAAUGGCCGACAACAUUUCCUGCUCUGCGCCUGAGGUAAUCCACAUCCUUAGCCUGCUGGAAACUAUUAAGCACAACCAAGACCAGCUGAUUGCAAAGGUGCUGUGAGUAAAAAUGUGUUGACAAGGUCAGCCACGGACGCUGAGGUCACCAAACACGCCAUCAGGUGGUUCAACUUGGCGGGGGAUCGGGCAACGAGGAGACGAGUCCCGCUUCCACCUCCUCAGGAGGAAUAGAGAUGUAUAUGUAUAAAUAAACAACCUUUU